Messenger RNA from Pantherophis guttatus, 7036 nucleotides. The record is from RefSeq and is a predicted model, not a curated record. NCBI's taxonomy places the organism in Eukaryota, Metazoa, Chordata, Lepidosauria, Squamata, Colubridae.
GAGACACAAAGAUUUAUUAAUAACAAACAGAUGUCAAAACUUAUUGACAACAAAUACAUGCAAUACCAAAAAUUGUUGCUUCCAAGACAAUAGCUAUGCCAGAUUAUCCCAGCAGAAACAGCCCAGAGUUUUUGUGACAUCUUCAAACAACAAUAAAAGAACAAGUUCUAUCUUAAUAUUCUGGGAAAGGGAUAAUUUAUAUUGUUGUGGGAGGCAGAAAUGGUAAAGAAAAAGAUGAGGGGGUAGGUAGCAGUUAGGUGUAACACAGACAUUCCAGCCCUGAAUAGAGUGAACAUGUGUCAUUUGAUAAAUCUUGAUCUAUGUUUAAUCCAUGGGAAAUGGUGCCCUCUUGUCUAAUGAAUUUGAGCUUAGCUGUUUAGGAAUGUAAUCACCCUUUGUAAUUCCUUGUCCCAGGGCAGAUGUCCAGGGGAGUUUGAACAGGGUACUUGCUGGUGCCAGAUUUGUGUCCAUUUGUCCUGCCACAUAGAGUUUUAAAUUAUACGAGGUAUGUGAGGGAUUGUUGACAGGUCAUGGCUUGUACUGAAUUGAAGAACCUGCUUGAUUUAGUAUCCUCAAAUAGCAUUGCCAGAUAAGAUGUACAGAUAACAAUAGUAUCUAGCUUCAUUCUUGGAUGUGAAUCAUUGUGGUCCAUUGUGUUGGAAAGGUCAGUCUUAACAAACUAGAAAGCAUAAUUUGGCCUGCAAGUUACCAACAUUUAGUUAGAACAGCCUUUCACAGUAAUAGCAAGCAAUCAGCAGCCUUUCCAAAUUGGGUGACCUUCGGCCAGUCACUCUCUCUCAGCCCAAGACAACUCACAGGUUGUCGUUGAGGAGAAAAUAGGAGGAGAAAGGUGUGUUGAAUACAUGUAUAUUCACCACAUUGAGGUAUUGUAAACAAUAAUAAAUACGGGAUAUAAAGAUAGAUAGAUAGAUAGAUAGAUAGAUAGAUAGAUAGAUAGAUAGAUAGAUAGAUAGGCUACAUUUCAUAUAGUCCUUAUUUAGUGACUACAAUUGGUACCACUAACUCAGUCAUUAAACUAAGUGGUCACUAAGUGAAAUCCCGACUGUGCUUAUGAUCCUACUUAAAUUUUCUUUUAGACUUGUGAAGCAGUGGUGGGUUCCUCCCGGUUCUGUCCAGUUCUUGCGAACCGAUAGUAAAAGCAGCGGGACGCUCCACCCACCCACACGUCAUAAUGGAUGAUCUGUGCAUGCGCAGUAGCGCAUGCGCACUCCCGUCGCAAACCAGUAGUAAAGGUUUCUCUUCUGCUUGAAGACUUGCCACCAUGGCUCUGGACAGAUACCUGCUCUUUAACGUGGGUACCCAGAUAGCAGCCUUCUGCUGUCUGUGGCCAGGACCUCUGUCAACUGAAAGAUCUGACAGCCCAUUCAUCCUUUUGCCCUCUCCCUUCUAAAAUCAUCCGCCCAUCCAGUCACCCAUGUCAAUUUGCUAUGACAUACAUCAGCGUUGAUGAGAGGCAGGAACACUCUCGGGUAAUUUUGAGCUGCCAGAAUAAUCAGCUGUAUGUGCAACAUGGCUUCAAGGAGUUCUCAAUUAGCAACACGCAUCCCUUAAAGAACAUGGACACUCGUAUUUUCACUGGAGACUUUAAUCCCGUAAAUAAAGGAGGCAACCAUGCAGGAACACAUCUGUAUCAGAGCAUGGAGAAUCUACACUGGACCGCAGUAGCUGAUCCACACUGCCAUCCUCACUGUGGAAAUGUAGACAAUAAACUUGUCUUUCAUUGCAAAGGCGCAGCUCACUCUUCCGGGUAUUCCAUGGAAGAUUCCCUAACUCCCAGUUCACCUGAACGUUACCGACACUUUUCCCUUCCAUCAGAACAAGGGAUCCCUUCAACACAAGAUAUAGCCAUUUCCUCCUGUGCCAAAGUGCCUCCAUGGUUUCUUUCCUCCAUAAGUGGGGAUGCCAAAAAAAUCCUGAAAGAAAAACUUAGAAUUCACAGUAGUAAAGCUCCUGAGAUUUGCAAGCCCCUCAGAGCUCAGCCUCCUUUGAAUGAUUCAGUUGCAAGGGAAUGUUCUCAAUGCCGGGCCUGCCAGCAAUAUAAGAACGGUUGCUCCUCUAACUGUUGCACCAUAUUUGUGCAGCAUGCCGCUCUUGCUCAUGCCCCAUGGAUGGCAUUGGAGAGGCAACGGCCUUGCUUCCAUAGCAGGCUAACCAGCCCAGAAGAUAUCAAGCAAGAAGCCCAGAGAAGGUUGCAGGUCAGGAGGCAGAAGAGUUCCCCCAACUUGACCCUUCAUUGUGUCCGUGAUAGUCAGAAAGUGAUCAAAUCCCAAACUAUGGGAUCAUUAAAUGGAGAGGGAGAGAGAGGAGACUGCAAAAGGACUCCAGGAGAGAGCAAAAAAGCUGAUUGCAAAGAGAGGCUCUACAUUCCAACUUUUGAAGAGUUCAAGAGGAUGAGAAGCAAGGAAGCCCUUUUUCUCAAUGGCAAUAGUGAAAUUGUGAAGGAUAAGAUGGAAGGAACCCAAAAGUUGGAGGAAAAAAGAAGUCAAAAUCAGGAUAAUGUUAAAGGAGUGGUUUCAGCCAUAGAUGACGACGACGAGGUGUUUCAUGAAAACAGCCAGAAUGCUUCCAGGUUUAUUGGCUGUGAAGAAAAUUCAUCCACAUGGGACAGAAGUUUCUGCCUAAUAAAUAUCCCUAUGGCCAGGGAUAAGAUUUCUGAAAUCCCAGCAUCAGAAACUGUGCCAGUUCCCAUCUGUUCUAGCCCAGUUCCAAGAUCACCUCUGCAACCUGCUGCGGCAUUUAGGAAGGAAGGCAAGAAAGAUUUUGCGGAAGGAGAGAAGCAAGGAUUGGAUGCAAGAAAUGUCAGGGAAACCCUCCAUUGUGCUGGACAAUCUCUGGUGCCUGAAACUCCGUCAUCUUGCUGCCCGCUGCUAUUAGAAGCAACUGAUAUUUCCAGUUACGGAGCUAAGCUUCAGAAAAUGAAGGAUGAAUUUAUAGGUACUGCUCUGGACCUCAUUAAAAAGAGCUGCACUGCUGAAACUACCCUUGAUCUCCCUUCCCCCAAAUCCUGUGAAGUUCCGAAAGCAAAUCACACUUUUGUGGAAGACUGUCAUCAAUCCACAAGCGCCAGCUCAAAUUGCCGCAGAUCAAGUUCUGAUAUCUCCUACGAAACCCCGGUCUGCACCAAAGUUCAGCGGGAGUGUCGACUACGGCCUCAUUUCAGUGAUCCAAUGCCAACAGAUGCUGUAAAGAGGAAACAACUGGAGUUGAAGAUAGCUGCAGCAGCCCGACACCAUGCCCAGAAGCGCCGGCAAGAGAGAGAAUCCAGUCUAGCACUGACUAAAGCUACUAUCAACUAUGGAAACAAUGUUGAUGAGAAUCACCAUGUCCUGAGCAGUUCCUUUCGUUCCAAACACCGCUGGAGCAAUGUUAGCAGUCUCAGCGCGGAUAGUGGAAUUGCAGGCGGGAAUGAGGAGAGGGACAAUGCUGACACCACCAUUGGAGGGGUGCCAAGGAUUAGGUCAUCCAAGAUGGAGCGAGCUGACAGUGGUAUCAGCCAGGUGUUGAGUAAGAAGUGGAGGAACCGGGCAUCAGAAACAUUAACAUCUCUACAGGCAUGGGAAGCCCAUCAACCUUGCACUGACUGUGGUGGCAGAGAUUUUCCAUUGGAAACAGAUGUCCAGAAUCAAAACAGGAAACAGGCCAUUCUCUGUGAGAAGUGUCUGAAGUGCAGGACAGAACGGAAGGAAUCAGUGUUGGAAUUUGUCAACACUGAAGCUAGCUAUGGGGAAGACCUACGCAUCAUCAAGGAGGAAUUCUAUCUCCCCAUGCAAGCAGCUGGCCUCCUAACACAAGAACAGCUGUUGGUGGUUUUUAGCAAUAUCCAGGAGCUAAUUGACCUCAACGAAAACUUUCUGGAGUAUCUUCAAGAAGAGAUUGAUCAGGCUAUUGAGCAGUUCAUUAUUGCCUCUGAAAGGAAUGAAAACCAUAUGCAGGGUGAUGAUGACCUCAUGACUGUGUGCAUUGGUGAAAUAUUCCUGGAGUUUGUGAACAUGCUGCCUGCAUUCCAGACAUAUUGUCUCCAGCAGCCAUCCUCCGUGAACAUGCUCAAUGCAUUGGAAAAGGAAAAAGAGUUACUCAGGAUAUUCCUCAAUGUUUCUCAGAAUGACAACACUGCCCUUCGUCGCAUGAAUCUGAGGUCCUUCCUCAUAGCUCCACUACAGAGAGUCACCAAGUAUCCCCUUCUUCUGAGCCGUAUCAUCAAAGCCACUAUGGAGUACCACCCGGAUUACAGCAGUCUGCUGGAGGCCAAAAGCCGCAUUGAGUCCCACCUGGAACACAUCAAUAUGAAAACCAAGCAGGAAGGGAAUUCGUGGACUCUGCGCUCCUUCCGCCAGGACAGCAAGAAGAACCGAGAGGUGAUCAACAUUGAAAUGAGGGAAACUGCUCUCAAAACAAUGGGCUGGCUGCGGGAAGAAACACGGUUUGUGAUGGAAGGCCCCUUACAGCUGGCCCAGCCACCUGAUGGACAAUGGGUGAAAAAGGGCAGCAAGACGUUAAAGUUCCAGAAGAUGCAAGUUCUCCUGAUGGUCAACAUCAGGCGUGCAUCUGAGUCCAGUUUUGAACUGGGGGAGCCAGGCUCUGUGAAAGAUGCAGUAUUGGUCCUUAUUCGGGAUAAGAACAAUGGGAAGUUCAGUUUGCUCAGGGAACCCUUGAGACUCAGCAACUGUGUGGUCUCUGUGGAUCCCGACUGCGAUGAUACAUUUGAACUGCUUGAGAUAAGACGGGAAUCCUUCAUAUUUCGAGAUGGGGACAAGGCACGGACUCAUCACUGGUUUAGGCAGAUCAGGAGGUACUCUCGGGAGCUGGGCUCCUGGAAGAAGCGGCGUAACGCUUUGCCCAAUAUCAUGAUAAGUGCAUCUCACAAUAGGUCAUGAGAGGGGCUGCCCAAGAAAUGACUUGGCCGAGCUCUGAACCUCCACUAGGCCUGCUUGAAUAUCUCUUGUCAACACAAUUGCACAAAGGAUGAACUUCAGCUAUCCAAAUAGCAUUGGUGCUACCUAUGACCACUAUCUACUAGGAAGGACUUUCUAACAAGUGCUUUGUAGUGCUGUUUUCAUACCGCAGGCUUAACUAAGUCAGGUAAAGGCACAGUGCACGUAUUCACGUAACAUGAUGAGCUUGAUGGGUCUUAACUUUGGUUAGGCUUAGCAAAAUAUGCAACCCAGACCAUUGGCCAGUUUAUGGUCCCAUGUGUUGUGGGAUCCCAGGAAGUGGAAUAAUUCAGUAGGUACCAGGUUAAGCAUGCGGUGUGAACCACAACCAGUGUUUUUAAAUUCUAGAAAAAAAUGAGUCCAUAUUUAAACUAGUUAAAUCUUCUCAUCACCUAGACCCUAAUCUAGAAACCUCAGUGUGGAAGCUUAACCUUGGAUACACACGUAGGCAGAGUGUCCUCUAACAGCAUUCUUAGUUCGCAGCUAAUACAGAAUCCUCACCCCGGAACUUCUGAGAUUAGAUAACACAGAACAGUUAGGGAUUUCACUGAUCUAAUCCUCUUUUUCAGCUUGAGUAGUUCUGUUCACAUAGAAGCACACUUUUGGGAAACCUUGACUCUCUCUUUAAGUCUGCCAUCAACUCAAUGUAAGAAUUCUAGCCUUCUUUUCCUGGGGCCUGCAUUCCCUUUGAAAAACACUAGAGGAAUAAGAACAUAAAGGCUCUGUGGAAGUAAAGCUGCUGUACCUAUUGUCAUAUUGAAAACCAACCUAUCGUUUACAGAACUGGUAUCAAGAAAGAAAGAACUACUUGCUUAAGAAUUUCCUAUACAGGUAGUCUUCGAUUUACGACCGAUUGUUUAAUGAUCAUUUGAAGUUACAAUAGGCUUGGAAAGGGGGCUUUAGGGCCCAUAAAACAAUUCCAGCCAUUGUAAAAUGUUGCUCCCCUGUUGUUACAUGACUACAUUGUAGGUGCUUGGCAACUGGCUCACCUUUACAACUGGUUGCAGUGUCUUGCAUCCCAUGACCACAAUUUGCAAUGGUUUUUGCUAGUUUUCGGCAAAAAAACCCCCUCCCAUUUGGGAGAAUGGGUCCAAACUUACAACUGCGUGAUUCAUUUGACUGUUAUAAAAAUGUCUGUAAAAUUGGGUCCAGUCACAUGGGACUAAGACCAUCAUGACUUAUGACCAAAAUUCCGGUCCCCAUGGCAGUCAUAAGUAGAGGACUACCUGUAAGCACUGACCAAAUAUGUGUUGUUGGGGAUCGUGUCUGUAUAAAAGGAAGAGAGGGAAGCAUUCUGCUCUUGGCCACCAGACUGAGAAGUAACAACUUGAGUUUUUCAUGUGGUAGAAUGUCAAGAUCCAGAUUCUGGAUCCAGUAGGAAUGUUUUUUGCACUUCCUGUAAUAAAUAGGUUCAACAGCAGUGACAGCAAAAUUGCCUGACCGAGGAGAUGGGGGCUGAGUGGAAGAGGGCAGGCCUUGCAGGUUUGUGACCUAUUGGGGAUAAUAAUCUCAUACAGUAAAUGGAUACCAUUGGCAUCAGAUCUAAGGAGCAGGUCUCUAAGAAAUAUUGAGCUAAUAUUGUUAAUAUUGUGCAGAUAAGAUGAAGUAUGUUUGCUACGUGACCCUGCAUGAUUGUGCUGCGGAAAGGCAUCCUGGGACCAUGUAAUAGAGAUUUCAUUGUAUGUAUAAUAGCGUUAGGUAACAUGCAGGUCAACUUUAGAGCAGUAUUAAUCCAAUAAGAGAGAAUGUUUAGACAGUGUCAUUGUUUUCACAUUUUAGCUUGCUGUCCCAGGACAUACUACCUUUAGGAGUUGUUUUUGCUUCUGGAAGGGUUUUAUUUUAUAAAGAAAACCUAUGAGUUUUGUCCUCUUUUGCUCUCGAGACCACGUAGGUGCCAGUUUACUGAAUUUUACAUUGCACAGAAUGCAUGUAAUAUAUGAUGGAAGGGAAGCCAAAUACGUAUUUGACAUUCAGCCACAACUAUUCCUGAAUAUCUAUAGAAUCCUGCGGAUAAGCAAUAGCCUCUUUUUAAGCACUAGUGGACUUAUUUGUAAAUGAAUUAAAGAACGACUGUAGAAAUCCAA